This is a messenger RNA of Plectropomus leopardus (leopard coralgrouper), 4118 nucleotides long. It is a transcript of the gene tspan3b, whose product is annotated as tetraspanin 3b. NCBI's taxonomy places the organism in Eukaryota, Metazoa, Chordata, Actinopteri, Perciformes, Serranidae. Gene Ontology annotation, cellular component: plasma membrane. The record is from RefSeq and is a predicted model, not a curated record.
UCAAGUUACCAUGGGACAGUGUGGAAUCACGUCAUCCAAAACCGUCUUGGUUUUUCUCAAUCUCAUAUUCUGGGCUGCAGCUGGAAUUUUAUGCUACAUUGGAGCCUAUGUGUUUAUCACAUAUGACGACUAUGAUCACUUCUUUGAAGAUGUGUACACUUUGAUUCCUGCAAUCAUAAUAAUAGCUGUCGGGACCCUACUCUUCAUCAUCGGCUUGAUUGGCUGCUGUGCAACAAUACGUGAAAGCUCCUGCGGUCUUGCUACUUUUGCUGCCAUUCUGCUGCUGGUGUUUGUAACAGAGUGUGUGGUGGUGGUGCUUGGCUACAUAUACAGGGCAAAGGUGGAAGAUGAGGUGAAUCACUCGAUCCAGAAGGUUUACAACGAAUACAACGGCACCAACACUGAUGCUCCCAGCCGUGCUAUCGACUAUGUGCAGAGGCAGCUUCACUGCUGUGGCAUUCACAACUACUCUGACUGGAGGAACACGCGCUGGUUUAAGGAAUCCAAGAAUAACAGUGUCCCAGUCAGCUGCUGUCAGCCCAGCAUCAGCAACUGUACCGGCACUCUUACUCGACCAGCAGAUCUUUACCAAGAGGGUUGUGAAGCUCUGGUAGUGAAGAAGUUAAAGGAGAUCAUGAUGUAUGUCAUAUGGGCUGCACUUACUUUUGCAUCUAUACAGAUGCUGGGCAUGCUCUGUGCCUGCGUGGUGCUGUGCAGGAGGAGUCAUGACCCGGCGUACGAGCUGCUGGUCACAACCAACAGCUAUGCAUGAAGAACGCAGCCCAACCAACGAAGCACUCGAAAAAUCAAAAGGAGCGUCACCAGACAUGUCCACAGUAGAUUUCAGCUGUAGUUAUAUAAGCUCAAGCACACCUUGCACAAUUCAUGAUAAAGUAGCGAACACUGAUGAUGUGGUUUGGGUGGGUGGGAGCUUCAAGGGGAAAACAGUUAUUUAUUGACAUGCUUUGUAAGUAACUUUAAAUGCUCUUUUUUUCCUCUCCUUACAAAUAUUGAAAUAUUUACAGAAGCCAAAGUUGUAUAUGGCUAAUUGACAUUAUUGAUGUUGAUGCAGAUUUUUUUUUCUUUGAAUUGUGGUUUUGUAGAAUUUGGGCUCAUCCCCAGUAAGGAUGAUGAGAAGUAAAUGAGAGCAAAAUGUGUGAAAUUAUGGAUGGGAUUAUUGUAUGGAAUGUAUUUCCUGGUGUGUUAGUUUGCACUACGGCUGGAGCUCUGGAGAUACUGUAUUUCAUGGUUGUGAAUGGAAAAUCUAUACUAAAACAAACUUGUACACUGUUCUUAAGAACCCGGUUUGACCAGAUUUUGUGAAAAUGUAAAAAUGUUUUACCAUAGACAGAUCAGAUUCAGUGUAUUUUAUCUCAGUCAUUUUUGUUUGCGGAUCAGCUCUGCGUUUUGUCUCUCAAAGCCAUGAUUGGUAGAAAGACUUCUUCAUAUUCACAAAUAUUCAGGUUGUGAAUAAUGUACAGUCUGUUUUGGUGUGGAUAGUCACUGAAUCAGGCUUCAAUAGUGAGGCAUCGCCAAUUAUAUAAAUUGUGGAUGAACCUUUUAGACUUCAGUGCUUUUAGUAGGAGUAUUACCAGUGUUAUCGGAAGACCUGUGUAUGUGUAGACUCAGUUUGUUACAGUCAGAGACUUCCCUCUGUUUAGUUUGUCAGUUAUAAACCUGCUAUAAAGAAUUACAACACAUUAUUUUAUACAUUGUUGUGAAAUUGUGCACCGUUUUGAUAUUUUUGAGCUGUUAAGUUGACCCCUAGAUAUUUAGCUGCUGUAGUGCCGCAGAAAAAACAAUGAUGAACAAAAUUGUGUAUAGACUGGAGAAGAGGCAGGGGACAAAUAAACUCAUACAUUUCAACUGGACUUGUUUAAUUUCCAUUUUAUCCACAUGCUCUUACAUGAAAGUGAACAUGUUACCAGUUAAUCCAUACUAACAGGCAAGGAUUUGAUAGUUCAUCAGUGACAUGAAAAUAUAUAUUAAUUUUUAAAAACAUUUUUAAACAAGUAGCUAUGACAUCAUUUGACAGAUGUGAAAAAAUAUUUUCUUAUAUAAAGGUAAUUUUUGUAUUUUGAUCUUCAUCAGCUGCUACCACCAUACAGCAGUAGGCCUCUCUAAGCAGCUGAAGGUCUACCCAGUGGCCACAGAAAAUUCUUAAUGUGCAGCAGACAUAUAAUUACUGGUAUCUUCCUCAGCUCACAAACAUACAAAGAAGAAGUAAUUGUACAUGCUGAACCUAAGAAACAAAAACAAAUGAGAUGCAAAGCACCGCCUGCUGGCAGCAGAAAAACCGAAGUGGUACUCAGGAAUUUAAAAUCAAUCUAAUUCUCUAUCUGUUUUUUAAAUUUGUUAUUACUACAAUUUAGACUCAGUCUAUGGAUAAUAGCUCGAAGUUUCUAGAGUGUGUUUUAAAUGCGCUAGGCUCCAGAGACCACUAUAGAGCUCAGCUGUCUCGCAGUGUCACCUGUCAUGACCAUAGGUGUUUAAAUGGAAAUACCCCAUGUAGGAAAACCACAAUGCGCAUGCGCAAAGCCUGCCAAUUAGAACGAAUGGCACGCAUUUGAUGCCAGGUGGGGCUGAUUACCUGCUGCCCCGCUGCCUCGUAGUUUGCAAAAGAUUUUAUGUCUUCAAAAUAAUUCAUACCAUGAAUGAUGAGGAUUAUCUGCAGCACACAUAUGGCAUUCUGUCUUUUGAAGAAAAACUUGGCAUUAAACUCCUCGGUGCUCUCCAGCCACGGGACUUUGUUUACACCAAACCAAGAUUUAAUUUACAGGGUCGUUGUGGAGGAACUAGCCUAUAAGCUAGCCAGAGAAGACGUCGUUUUUUUUUUUUGUUGUUUUUGUUUCCCGUGUGUGUUAUUCGGAGACACUAAAAGGUUUUAAGGAUCUCCAACAUAUUUCUCAGAGGAUUAUGAGACGUGAAAGCAGCAGGACAAUGCUGUAAAGUUGGGCGAGUUUAACAGCGCAAACAUCGCUACUGCAACGGACAACGCAAACUGGGACUUGAGGAAAACAGGUACGUGCCCUGCCGGGUUAAAAGGCUGCCUGUGUCGAGCUGUGUGGGGAAGUUGAAAUACCACAAUAUGUCAAAAUGUAAGUGUGUAAUUAUCAUGCUUUGCAUCCGUCCAAAGUAGCUGUUUCAACAUGCUACACCAUUUUCCACCUCAAAACUCUGCCGCUAACGCCAUACGCGCUUGACUUCAUUUAAUGCUAACUUAUGGAUUACAACAUCAAAUUGUGCUAAACCAAACAGCUGGGCCUACAUUUUCUGAAACUUGUUUUUGCUUGCUUUAGAUUCACGCUGGAAAUGUGCCAUACUGUCAGAGCAAUGACACUGGAAGCCAUUCUAAAACAUACUAAAUGUUUCAGUUAUCCAUCGAAAAUUUCAGCACCAGAUAGUUUCUUUCUUCUGUCCGAUGAAAGUGUGCUGCACAGCAUGAGAGAGCAUCAGGAGUUUUCCAGCUGUGCAGUACAUUAGGUAACAGCAGCAAUGUAGCCUAAUAUAUUUUUAUGACAAGGUAAUCAUUAAUAAAUAAUAGUCUCAGUUUGGAUAUCAUUUGAGAAAACUUUACUGUGUUAAGAAGCAAGGAGUAAUUUGCUCAAUUAGCCUCUGCCUACCUAAGGAUGCCAGCUUUUCAAGUCAUGUUCAGAAAUCAAGUUACAUGUUUGGGCAUUAUCUCACAUCUUUGAAGGAUCAAAAAUGUGAAUGUGUUGCAUAUGAACGAAUGGGUGAAGUGGUUUGUGUUUAUGUUUAUUCAUGUGCCUGUGCAAGCUUGACAUAUGAUGCACACUUGCAUGUAUUUCUCAGCAUAUGUUUUGGGGUGUAACUUAGUAUGUGUUGUAGAACUGUGAUAACUGGUUGAUUACUCAGUUAAUGGAGAGAAAAUUCAGCUGAACCUUUUUUGAUCAUUGAAUAGCUGAUAUUUGCCACUUGUUGGUUGCCUCCCACAUGUGAGAAGGUGAUGUGUAUCUUGGUCAUACAUGAUAAUAAAUGCUAGUAGCUUUGGACUUUUGGUCUGUUGGUUGGAUAAAAAAUACAGUUUAAAGACAUCAUCUUUGGGCUCAAGAAAGUUACGCUGCAUUUUACAUGAUUUUUUAACAUCAACGAAUCAA